AGGCGGUGCGUCCUCGACUCGAAGCCUACAAGACCCAGAACCAUCUACAUGGCCCACACCCCCCUCCUCUUUCCCCUCCGUACCCUAUACUCCCUAAACACUACGCUCGCACCAGGCUUGUGCACUUUGCACCUCUGCGGCUCCAGGUUCUUAAGCAUACCACUCUUGCGAUACCCCUGUCUUACGACUUUGCACCUAUCACGACGAUGGUCACCAAACCUGCCAGUCCAGUAGAUGUUCAACCAAUAAUAUGUCAUGACCUCCUGCACACGACUUUUUUUGGAGUCGUUCAUCCACUCUCCACCCCCGAAGCGCCGGUACAUCAGUUUCGGGGCGUUAGAUACGCUUCAGUUCCAGCUCGGUUCCGCCAGUCUAAGCUAUGCACUUCGUAUUUCCCUGCAACAGAUGCGACGCGUUUUGGGUACGUUGAUUGUGGUAUAUGGCCAGCGCCGUUCUCUGACUGUACUUUUGGUAUCUCUAGUCCUAUCUGCCCUCAACCAUCGUUUGGCGGGGUUGAGGAAUUAUUUGGGUCGUCAAUUGCCGCUAUUCCUCAUGAAGAUCUUAGGCAAGACGAAUUUGACUGUUUGAACCUAAACAUCACUCGUCCUGCUCAUGCGCAUCGCGAGUCGCGUCUUCCAGUAAUGAUCUGGAUUCAUGGUGGCGGAAAUCGCGGUUCCGGUUCUCAUUGGCUCUACGAUGGUGGUUCUUUUGUGCACAGAAGCGUCCAAAACGGAAAGCCAGUCAUACUAGUCACUAUCAACUUCCGGCUAGGGUUGCUGGGUUUCGCAUCCAGCCCGGCCCUACGCGACGACAGUAGGAAUGCUGGAGACGAUGGUGUGGGCAAUUAUGGAUUACGCGACCAAAGACGAGCGAUGGAAUGGAUUAACAAGUUCAUAUAUGCCUUUGGCGGCGACCCGACGAAUGUCACGCUCUUUGGAGAAGGUACAGGUGCCGCCGACAUUCUGUGUCACCUCAACUCCUCCUCGAACGAGUCCCGCCCACUAUUUCAACGCGCCAUCGUACAGAGCGCGACAUUAGAUUGCGACAUCCCAAGUGUAUCUUCCGCAGGGUGGCAACUGUCGAAGCUCAUGUGUUCUUUACAUGCACAUAACGUCGAGGAUAUGCGUGCUAUUCCUGUCGACACACUCGUCUCACUUGCACUUACCAUCCGAGCAACCGACGAUGGAGUGUUCCUACGUAAGGGAUGGAAAGAUUCACUCUACCCUGAAGAACCAGAUGAAUGUGAAGCCAGACUUCCUCGAGCUACUCACCGUGUGGUCAAUGGUCACCUCGACGUGCCGGAACUUCACGCCCUACAACACUCACCUCAUCAUCACCAUCGUUACCUGCGUUCUUCUUCACGUUCUCCCUCUCGUUCACGGAGUCCAAGGCCACGAUUGCAUCCUCAUCAUGAGAGUCACCAGCCGCUGAUUAUAGGCGACUGUGGGGGCGAGUCCUUGCUCUGGUCUUUGCCUGCGUCAGGCUGGACUCCAUCAGGCGCCGUGAGACGUAUACGUGCCAUUUGCCAGAGUCUCAACAAGUCUACUGCACUUCUUCGUGCGUACGAUAUCAACCCGUACACACCCGCCGACGAACUUCCUGAUCGCAUACUCGAGCUUAUAAACGAUGCCCGAUUUGCGUGGCCUACGGAAUGCAUCGCCAAAACCGCAAGACAUGAAAGAGGAGGACGAAUGGUCUGGAGAUACAUCUUUGAUCAAGAAAGCCCUUCUCGCGGGACUCCUCAUCAUGCAGUGGAUUUGAUGUAUCUAUUCGACAACGUCCCUCUUCCCAAUCUCGCAACCUCUACCGCUCCUCCCGCCUCAUUCGAACUUUCCCCAGAAAUCUCACGUCCGUGUACACCUUCAACCCCCGAAAUGGUCUACGGCUCUGAUUCCUCUUCCGAGGAUGGCCGGGCAAGUCCCGACUAUGGAUUCGGUUGUCCUCCUGUUGUCGACGAUGAGUGGGGUGUCCCCAUCGUUGAUGAAUGGUCUUACAGUCGCGUUCGUGAUGCCAUUCAAAGCCGUUGGAUCGCUUUCGCAUAUGGGGAAUCUCCUUGGAGCGAAGACAAAGUUUAUGUCUUUGGCCCUGAGGGUGAGACUGGUGAACGAUCUCUGAGCAUCUUUGAGGGGAGGAGACGGGUUCGGUUGUGGAAGGAUGCGUUGGAACCGUUGGGCAUGCAGGUCGUGCAGAAGGUUGGGAUGGAACUGAGCAAUGGCCCACCGUUGACGACAAAACUGGGAUACACAGGCUCUUAGUUCCUGUUGACGUCGUCAUCCUCCAUCCUCUUCCACCAUCCCCUCAAAACUCGGCUCUUGAACUUCGGUUAUAUGCAUUGUGUUCCCGGACCAAAAAAAUCGGAAGGACGCGUCAUAUCCUUUUCGUCGGUGGUCUUAUGCGUUAUCAUAUCUCAUAUCUCUUUUCCUCUGCUUUCCUUAGGUUUGCUUGCAUUUCUUCAUCUCUCCCAUCAUAUCAUUGUACGAACAACUUCAUGGGUCUCACAUAUGGUUCUAAUUUUCACUUGCAUUGUUUGACGUAUGUAUUCUAUCAUGUAUAUUCGCUUAUCCUCAUACACCGGAUUUGUUGUUGCAUCCUUCUGUAUCUUCUUUGCUUACUCUACUGCUGCAUUUGUACUAUUACUGGGCUUUCAGACAUCCAAUAGAUGGGUUGUUGUAUCAUGUUGUGCUUC
This is a messenger RNA of Somion occarium, 2686 nucleotides long. The record is from the annotation of a GenBank genome assembly. NCBI's taxonomy places the organism in Eukaryota, Fungi, Basidiomycota, Agaricomycetes, Polyporales, Cerrenaceae.